Candidozyma auris is the source of this 2175-nucleotide messenger RNA. It is a transcript of the gene HGT4, whose product is annotated as glucose sensor. Bases 1 to 2175 code for a protein of 724 amino acids. The transcript has a single exon. The record is from RefSeq and is a predicted model, not a curated record. Gene Ontology annotation, cellular component: membrane. Lineage: Eukaryota; Fungi; Ascomycota; Pichiomycetes; Serinales; Metschnikowiaceae. Gene Ontology annotation, molecular function: carbohydrate:proton symporter activity. Gene Ontology annotation, biological process: carbohydrate transport; transmembrane transport.
AUGACGAUUCCCCUCCUCCACACACACACAAACUCGUCUGAGGAGCUCCAUCUACGCCAUCUUCGGCAGAAGCUGCUGCUGCGUCUGGCCAUCAUCGUCGGUCUCGUGGCUGCCGUGGGCGGGUUUCUCUACGGCUACGAUACUGGGCUCAUCAACGACAUCAUGGAAAUGCAGUAUGUGAAAACACACAUCCCGCUGCACGAGGGCGACUUCAACACCCACGAGCGGGCCUUGAUCACGGCCGUGUUAUCGCUCGGAACCUUUUUCGGCGCUCUUAUAGCUCCGUUCAUAUCAGACAAGUAUGGCCGGAAGCUGUCGAUUAUCGUCAGCUCGGCGAUCAUCUUCAAUGUGGGCAAUGUGCUUCAAGUGAGCGCUACCGACGUGGGGCUUCUAUGUGCUGGGCGUGGUAUUUCUGGCUUGGCAGUGGGAACGCUAUCGGCUAUCGUACCGUUAUACCAGGCUGAGGCUUCGCCGAAAUGGGUCAGAGGUUCUGUUGUGUUCACGUAUCAGUGGGCCAUCACAUGGGGGCUUCUCCUAGCGCUGGCGAUCUGCCAGGGAACUCGCAAAAUGUCGUCUUCAGCCAGCUAUAGAAUUCCCAUUGGCAUACAAUUUCUCUGGAGCACCACGCUUUGUAUAGGUAUGUUGUUUCUUCCGGAGAGCCCCAGAUUUUACGUGCAAAAGGACAAUAUCCAGCAGGCGUUGGCGAGUCUUCUGAAACUACGGCGUCUUCCCGAUGACGACGCCGACUUGAUCGAGGAGUUGGUGGAAAUCAAGGCCAACUACGAUUACGAAAUGAGUUUUGGCAGAACAACCUAUUUGGACUGCUUCAGGCUGGGAGGUGGUCGCCAUAAGCAGAGACUCCGCAUGGCCACAGGAAUGGGGAUCCAUGCUUUCCAACAGUGUUCAGGCAUCAACUUCAUAUUCUACUAUGGAGUCAAUUUUUUUAGUAACACCGGCGUGGGCAACUACUACCUCAUGUCCUUCUUCACGUACUUGGUGAAUGUGGUAUUCACCAUUCCGGGUAUUGCAUUUAUCGAUAUCGUCGGUCGGCGAAAGUUGUUCAUGUGGGGCGGUUGUGGAAUGAGCUUCUGUAAUUUCGUCAUUGCCAUUGUGGGUGUUUCUGUCAGUGCCCAGCAGGCCAGAUCAAUCGUCAGCAUUGUAUUUUCGUGCUGUUUCAUCGCGUGUUUUGCUUCGAGCUGGGGUGGUGCCACAUGGGCGCUUUCCGCAGAUAUUUACGGUAUUAGUAUUCGACAGAAAGCUGUUGCCAUCACCGCUGCCACAAACUGGCUAGUCAAUUUCGUGUUUGCCUUCAUCACGCCUUACCUUAUAGACACAGGCAAGCACACCGCGGCGCUUGGAAACCGAAUCUUCUUUAUAUGGGGCGGUUUUAACGCUUUGGGUGUAGUCUACGUAUAUUUCAUGGUGUACGAGACGAAAGGCUUGAAGUUAGAGGAAGUUGACUUCAUGUACAUGAAUUGCGAGAAUUCAAGAGCUUCAACAAAAUUUGUGAGUCGGGCAAUCGACUACUCGAAUAUGCCAACGGGAAACGCUGGCACGGGCACCACCUUCGGUUCUAUUUCUUCAAACACCGAUAUCAAUCGGCUUGUGGAGGCUAACAAAGCUUCAUCGUCACCAUCCACGGGAGAAAACUUGGGAAUGAACGAAAUCAGACACCGGAAUAUCCCGAAAAGUGAAGUUCCAAACACCGCCAUAACUAACAACUUCCACCACCUAUCACCUACCGUCAGUGACACCUCCAGCGAGGCUCUGGCGUCUGCCAACUCGACGAUGUCGACCCCAGGCAUCACAGAUUAUCAAAAAUAUCUCAUGUCGUUGAAAGAACACGACGACAACCAAAUGGCGAGAACAGACUCGUCGCACACAUCGGCAUCUACUAGACGAAAGCUAAAAUUUGGGUCUAAAAUGACCACUCCCGAGAAGAAACUUCUGUCCUCUGCUAGCAGAAAACACAGUCUAGCUACGGCCACAGGCACGUCAAAUCAUUCAAGCUCGUACGUAUCUGCCAGCGCAUUGCAAGAUGGCAUUGGGAAAAAGAGUGGGUUGGUGAACGCUGCGCUGUUUUUCGCCAGUCCUCCAAGCGACUCUGAUUCAGAUGACCUGGAUGACGAGGAGGAGAACAACCAGGAAGAGCGCAGAGAGAAAAGCAAUGAGUGA